Humulus lupulus (European hop) is the source of this 3397-nucleotide messenger RNA. RefSeq names its product pentatricopeptide repeat-containing protein At1g02060, chloroplastic. The transcript has 4 exons. The coding region runs from base 231 to 2408 and encodes 725 amino acids. Gene Ontology annotation, molecular function: protein binding. NCBI's taxonomy places the organism in Eukaryota, Viridiplantae, Streptophyta, Magnoliopsida, Rosales, Cannabaceae. The record is from RefSeq and is a predicted model, not a curated record.
ACUAAUUUAACCUUCACUUUUUUGGAGAGCCCAUAUCAAGGUAUCCUGGUUUGCUUCCGACCAAAUUGGGCCCAAGCCCAGUAGAUGGGCAGACAGAGUACCAGCCGCAGGCCGGGGUAUUUAUGGCCCAACCCAGCCCGUAAAAAUAACAAAUGGAAAUUUCCUAGACACGAUUUCAUAUUUCUUUCGUUCUCUUCUUUCAAUCCCAGCUACGCUCUGGACUGUCUCUCAUGGCACCCAAAUGCAUCACUCGGAGUAUAACAAUGGCGGUUUCAGGAAAGCAGCUCUUCACUCCCAUUUCGAAGUCUGCUUGUGCUUUAGCUCUUAGGUAUUAUUCUUGUUCAGAAACAAUAAACCCUUGCGAAAAUGAAGAACAUGAUCGAAAUAUAGAUAAACCCAGAUCAUCCUCCAAGAAGGGAAAAGCUAGAGCAAUGUCAAGACUCAUAAACUCUAACCCAUGGUCAACUGAGCUCGAGUCUUCUCUCUCUACACUCUCUCCCUCUUUUUCCAAGACCACUGUUAUCCAAAUUCUCAACCUUGUUAAGAACCCAUCUAAAGCUCUUCAGUUCUUCAAGUGGGUUCAGCUAAUGGGUUUCUCUCAUACUGACCAUUCAUACUUUGUGAUGUUAGAAAUUUUGGGUAGUACUCGAAAUUUGAAUGCGGCGCGGAAUUUUUUGCUUUCGAUUGAGAAAAAGUCUAAUGGGUUGGUAAAGCUUGAGGAUCGUUUCUUCAAUAGCUUGAUUAGGAACUAUGGCCGAGCUGGGUUGUUUCAAGAGUCGAUAAAGCUGUUCACCACUAAGAAAUCACUUGGUAUUUCCCCUUCUACUAUUAGUUUCAACAACCUCUUUUCGAUUUUGCUUAAACGUGGUCGGACUAAUAUGGCCAAAAAUCUGUAUGAUGAAAUGCUUAGCACCUAUGGAGUUACACCUGAUACGUUUACUUUUAAUAUUUUGAUUAAGGGGUUCUGUAUGAACUCCAUGGUUGAUGAAGGUUUCCGUUUUUUCAAGGACAUGGCUCGAUUUCAAUGUGAACCGGAUGUUAUUACUUACAAUACAUUGGUUGAUGGAUUGUGUAGAGCUGGGAAAGUAGAUAUUGCACGAAAUGUGGUGAAGGGUAUGAGUAACAAGAGUUUGGCUUUAAAUCCAAAUGUUGUUACUUAUACAACCUUGAUUAGGGGGUAUUGUAUGAAACAAGAGAUUGAUGAGGCCUUGCUUGUUUUGGAGGAGAUGACUAGUGGAGGGUUAAAACCGAAUAGAAUUACAUACAAUACUCUAAUUAAGGGCCUCGGUGAAGCACAAAGGCUUGAUAAGAUAAAAGAGAUUUUGGAAAGAACAACGAGAGAUGGAGAGUUUGUUCCUGAUACAUGUACAUUCAACACAUUGAUGCACAAGCAUUGCCAAGUGGGAAAUUUGGAUGAAGCUAUGAAGGUUUUUGCAAAGAUGUCGGAGUUACAGGUUCUGCAAGAUUCAGCUACUUACAGUGUUUUGAUACGCAGUUUAUGUCAACAAGGGGACUAUGAUAGAGCAGAAGAAUUGUUUGAUGAGUUAUCAGAGAAGGAAAUCUUGUUGGAUGAUGCUGGUUGUAGGCCUCUUGCUGCUGCCUAUAACCUCAUGUUUGAGCAUUUAUGUAAAAAUGGUAAAACUAUAAAGGCUGAGGGAGUUUUUAGGCAGUUGAUGAGAAGAGGAACUCAAGACCCUACAUCAUAUAAGAUUUUGAUCAUGGGGCAUUGUAAGGAAGGUACUUUUGAAGCUGGAUAUGAAAUCUUAGUCUUGAUGUUAAGAAGAGAUUUUGUGCCUGACGCUGAGAUCUAUGAAUCUUUAAUUAAUGGUCUCUUACAGAAUGAUAAACCUCUUCUUGCAAAGCUUACUCUAGAAAAGAUGCUGAAGAGCUCCCAUUUCCCUAGAACAUCUGUUUUUCAUGCUAUACUUUCAGAGCUUAUUGAAAACGGAUUUGCUCGGGAUUCUGCUAGUUUUGUUACGUUAAUGUUGGAGAGGAAAAUUAGACAAAAUAUCACUCUUUCAACAGAUCUUAUAUCGCUGCUUUUUGGUAGUGGACAAGGAGAUAAAGCAUUUGAGCUUUUGAAGUUGCUUUAUGAAAAUGAUUACUCUGUUAAAAUGGAGGAGUUGGUUGGUUUCCUUUGCCAGAAAAGUAAGCUGUUAGAGGCUUGCAAAUUAUUGAAAUUUAGUUUGCAGAAGGAUCAUUGUGUUGAUAUUAAAUUAUUUAAUAUAGUUCUUAGUGGCCUGAGUAAGGUGAAAAGGGCUAAGGAAGCCUUUAGUUUAUACUAUGAAUUGGUGGAGAAAGGAGUUCAUCAGCAGCAGUUGACUUGCUUAGAGGAUUUGAAAUCUGCUUUGGAGGUAGCAGGACAAUCGGCUGAAGCCGUCUUUGUUUCGAAAAGGAUGACAAGGUAGAAGAGUCUCGGCAUAUCUCUGCUCCAAAAAAUUUCCCUGCAAAUUUAAGGCCUCAAAUGGAACCUCCAUACAUGUCAAGAGUUGAAGGCAAUGGAGCUCCUAAGCAAUAUCCAGAACGGACUAGGUGCAUUCCUACACCAACACCAUGGGAAAACAACUAAAGCUUCUGUGCAAAACUACAACUGUGAACACAAGCUACACACCUAGAAAAAUACCCUGCAUUAGCAACUGAAGACUCUCCAACAAUCACACAAAGGCUUGAGAUUGCCAACCCGACAGUCUUGAAGAUGGCCAUGGAAACCAGCCUUGCCUGCAUCAAGGCAUGGGGAAGGCCAGCUCAAGAUAUCACCCACAUUGUCUGUCUUCUCUAGCGAGAGACCCGAUUACGGUAGCCUCUACCUUGCCAGCCAGCCAGCUCGGGCUAAAGAAUGCUGUUAGCCAGCCGCAACAAGCUCUACUUUCUCGGUUGCGAUGGUGGUGUCAGCCAGCCAGCUGCAAUAUGCUUUGCUUUCUCUGCUGCUACAGUGUUUCACUGGUCUUCAAGUUGCCAAGGACUCAGCCAAAAACAACCCUGGAAGCCACCCAUUGGACGGCAGCCCGAUUGACUGAAUGACAUUAUCUUAGUUUUCCAUUGUAGGUAGUUCAUCUUUGUCAACUUUAUGGAUGGGAUACUCUGGCUGAGGAGAAGGAUACUAAACAAGUAACAAGGUACUCAGGAGUUUCGUUGACCCACCUCUGAAACAACUAAACGAAAACAGUUUGAUUCAUCUAUAAUCUUUGCUGUUGGAUUAUUUAAAAAGUAUGUAUAGAAAAAUAUGUUUCACACAAAUAUAUUUUUCUAUGAUAAUCAUAUGUUAUUCGUAUCAGGUGUUUUUAGUAUUUCUAUUAUUAUGUUGGUCUAUUUUGUAUAUUUUAAUAAAAUACCAAAAUACAAUUUUGGCGCCAAAAUACAAGUGUGAAUGUUAAUAUGAAGUGGUUAAGUAAAUUUU